AUGGCGGAUGAAACUCGACCACUGAACGUCAGCAAAAUGGAACAAAUGAAGCGAAUUUUGGCGGCAAGUUGGAGGUGUGAAAUUUCGUCGGAAUUAUGCAAAUUUUUUGUGAAUUUUUUAUUUGAUUUUUUGGAUUGUAUUCGUGCCGGGACCAAAUUUUUUGAUGUUAAUGUUGGAAAAGUUUUACAAGUUUUGUUAGAUCAGUCUGUCGGGAAAAUAAUGUGGAUUUGUCGCGAUUUUUUGUCUGUCCAGCUUGCAGCUAGGCCACAGCAAUUCCUGAAAGUUUUAGCUCGCGCUUUGCAGUGAGAGCCGAGAUUUUCAACGAUGUUUGCGGCCGAGAAAGUACGCGAACCGCGGACAGAGAAAAGAUAGCUUUUUGACUGGUCAUAAGAGUCGAAUUGUGAAUCGGUUGACAAGAGAAGUACCUCAAGUGCGACGCACGUAAAAGUGAGGAGUCCGGUGACCGGAAUAGACUCUUCGCUAUCGGUUUUUUACACUUCGUCUAUUUCGCAGAGAAAGAGAGAAAAAAGACACACAAAAACGUACUCUUUCGCCCCAAAAAUUCCCCAUUUCUCCCCCGACAAAACGUUUUUUCGCGUCUUUUUUUGGCAAAUUACCAAUCCAUUCACCGGACUGCUUUAGCUUAUCUCAGUUUGACGUGCGACGCUCACAUUUUCUUUAAACUUUGCACAUACGCUAGGCACAGACCAGAUAUCAAUUUCUGAAAGUUUUAGUUCGCGCUUUACAGUGGGAGCCGAGAUAUUCAACGAUCUUUGCGGCCGAGAGAGUACGUGAAACGCGAACAACGGUCAGAGAGAAACUCGCUCUUUGGCCGUAUGUUUGCCAGUUUCGCGCGGAAAAAAUUGAUUUUUUGUGGAAACAUUACUCUCUAUGGUAGAAAUAGGCAUGAAGCUUUUCAUGUCAAAAUUCGCAAAAAAACGUGUCACAUUUUUCUCAAUUUUCGGUCUGAAAAUCUUGGUCGUUUCUGCAAAACGCGAGCUAGAAAUCUCUCAUACGUCUUACAAAUAGUCAAACUAAAUUUCUGCCAAGUUUCAUCCAAAUCCGAGCAGUUUCAAAGCGAAAAUUGAUAGUAAAAAGCGUCCCCUCAUUUUUAUUUCCCCUUCUAAUCGGCUUUUUUGCAGUUUCUUAUCAUAAAAUACAGUGUAAUUGUUUCAUCGACAAUCCCUCCGAUCAAAAUCUCUCGCUUAUUGUAAACCAAUUGGCCUCUGAACUAUUGCGCAACCCACUAUUAUCAAAGAAAUAGACCCAGAAAUCGCUGCGCGCUCUAAAAAACAGCCCAAAAAGAGAGGUGGAAGGUCAUUCUAGAAAAAAGACUGUUUCCCUUUCGCUUUUUUUAUUUGCUUUUCCAUGUCUGCAGCUGAUAAACUUUAGUAUUUUUCGUUUGUUUUCUUGUUUCAUUAAUCUCCCAAAAAUUCGACUUAUGGUUCUCUAGAUAAGAGGGCGAAAAUAUCACUGUGCAGAGGCUUUUUGAACCCAGUUCGACUUGUGAUGCGGAUUAAAAUGUUUCAAAGACGUUAUAUAAACAAAAAUUUUUUGGCAGACUGAUAUGGAAAAGGCUGAAUGCUCUUAACUGUCAAUUUAAAGACGAUUUUUUGCAGGGAAAGUGCUCAAAGAGUGAUGCUCAGAUUUUGAUGAAACUUGGCAUAAAUUUAGUCUGACUAUUUGUAAGACAUAUGAGAGAUUUCUAGCUCGCGUUUUGCAGAAACGACUGAGAUUUUUAGGUUGAAAGUUGGAUAAGUUUAUACACUUUUUUUGCGAAUUUUGGCAUACAAAAUUUCAUGCCUAUUUCUACCACAGAGAGUAAUGUUUCCACAAAAAAUCAAUUUUUUUCCACACAAAACUGGCAAAGAUACGGAGAAAAAGUUGUUGUCUCUCUGACCGCUCUCCGCAUUUCGCGUGCUCUCUCGGCCACGAAGGUCGUUGAAUAUCUCGGCUCUCCUUGAAAAGCUCGAGCUAAAACUUUCACGAAUUGAUGUAUGUUCUUUGCUGGGCGUGUGUGCAAAAUUUGAAGAAAAUUUGAGCGUUUCAUUUGGGACACCGCUGUUUUUUUGCAAAAAAUUUCGCAAAAUUUUGCAGAAAAAAUGCGUUCAAAAAUUUUCAGACAAAAUUCCCGCAAGACAGCGAUCAGAUUUUAGGGAAAUUUUGCACACAAAACAAAGCUAUAGCGCGCUAGCAUUUUCUGCGUCAUCCAUGUAAUUUUUUAUCUCGCGUUUUGCAGAAACUAACCUUGAACUUUCCUACUCAAGCCAUUUUUAUGUUUUUCAGACAAAUCAUGACGUUCAUCGAGGUUCCCGAAGGAUCCGAUUUCACCAUUCACAAUCUGCCUUAUGGUGUGUUCUCAACCAAGGACAAUGUAAGUGACUAACAGAAUUUGUACAAAAAACAUUCUGUUCCACGCCCUACAUUCCAAUUUCAGCCAAAGAAGAGGAUUGGCGUUGCAAUUGGCGAGCAAAUCUUGGAUUUGUCCGCCGUUAAGCAUCUUUUCACCGGGCCCGAACUGAAGACUCAUCAAGAUGUGUUUGCUGAGGUAAGCCGAUUACUUGAUUUGUAUUAGGUUGAUUCAAAAGUUUUUCCACAUGUCUUUAAAAAAUUUUAAAAAAUUUAGACCAAAGCCAGUGGGCCUGGUAUAUAUCUUUUUAGAAAGAGGGCUGUUUGUAGAUUAUAGUAGAUUAAUAACUUUUUACAACUCAGCAAUUUGUAGUAGUAGCGCCGUGUUAAACCUUAACUACUCGAAGGAAGAAAAAGUAAACCGCCGGCGUUACGUCUAGAGUGGCUGUAUCUUCUUAAUAUUCUAGAAUAUGGUAUGCCUGUAUGUAAUCUCUAUGGCAUCGAGGACAAUUUGCUAUAGGGCUAGUCGAAAAAUUUUUAGUGCGAAAAAUCAAAAAUUAGGGUCUGGCAAAAGUAGACCCUGUAGACGCAGCUAUUAGAAGCACUAAGAGAUAACGCUUUCUGUUAUUGUAGUGUAUGAGUAGCACUACAACGCUAACGCUAAACAUUCGCGCUAGCUUUAGCUAUGCGGCAGAAAAAUCGAAUCUUUCUAAUCUACCAAUAUUUUACGAAAUUUAGGGGAUUUUUACAAAAACGUUUUCUGUUCAUUACUCUCGCCCGGUAUCCUAGUUAUUUAAUAAAUAGUUGAUCCUACUUGACAUACACUAUCAGUUGCUAGACGCGCUAAGCUGAAGGUCCUCUUGCCAUACCAGUAAAAAAAAUACAAAAAUUCGCCUAAAAGUGCAGUUCAUGCUACUUUUCUACCUUAUAAGGCAAUUUCAGUUGGUGACUUUUUGAAUGUAUCAUCAGCAUACUGUCUUUGUACAACCUGAAUAGCAGCCGAGUCAAAAAAAUCUAACUCCUUUCAAAAAAUUUUUAAAAAUCUGCUUUAGAUCGGUAGCUCGGCUCUCCGGCCAACUUUAUAGGAUGCUACAAAAAAAGUCAGUGUAGAUAUAAGUAGAGCAAUAAAUUCAGAAGAAACUACAGCCAUCCCAAGUACGAAUAACCCAAAACCCGAGACUUUUUAGUGGGCUGGAAAAUUGCUAGGGACCGGGAUAUUCACCAUGACACAAACGAAGAAAUUUUUAGUAUUUUUGAAAUAUUCUGAAAGGAAGCUUGUAGAAAAUAAAAUGCUACGAAUCAAAAAUUUUGCAAUAUUCUGCCCCAUACAUCUAUGCUUUCAGUUUUAACAUACAUUCAAUCAGGCUCCAGAAAUUUUAUUUUGAAGUGUCUCAAAAAAAUGUGGAAAAACUUUUGAAUCAACCUAAUAUAAACCUUUGUCCACUUUACACUAGUCCCUUCGUGGCCUCGCUGGAGCGAUUUUUGCAACAUGAAUUGUGAGAAAACAAAGUUUCACUUUGUACUGUGCAAUUUCUUGGUUUUUUCACCGUGCAAACGGCUGUUUUGGACUGUCGCUCGCGCCCUGAGCUUCUUUGCACAAUCCAAACGUCAAAAAUGAGUCCUCGGACGGGCUAGUAUGAAACUUUGUGCAUUUUAUACUAGUCCGUCCGUCCGGAAAGUCGCUGGACUGAUUUUUGGCGUUUGGAGAGUGCAAAAAAAGUCAGAGUGCAAGAGACAGCCCAAAAAAGCCUAUUGCACGGUGCCAAAAGCCCGAAAUUGCACAAUCCAAAGUAAACCUUUGUUUUCGCAAUGUGCAUGUCGCAGAAAUCACUCCAACAAGUUUCUAGACGGACUAGCAGAGACUAAAUUGACAUUAAACUCAUCAAUUUAGGAGACCCUAAACUCCUUCAUGGCCUUGCCUCGAGCUGCUUGGAUUGAAGCCCGCGAGACGAUCCAAAAAUUGUUGUCGAAGAGUAACCCAACUCUUCAAAAUGACCAGCCUUUGGUUUCAAAGGCUUUUGUCAAACAAUCGGAUGCUCAAAUGCAUCUGCCAGCCAAGAUUGGAGAUUACACCGACUUCUACUCUUCUUAUUAUCACGCCUUCAAUGUUGGAACACUGUUCCGCGGAAAGGACAACGCGCUUUGUGAAAAUUGGUAAGGCUUUCGUUAUCUGAACAACGACACUGCCCACUAUUUUCAGCAGAUAAAAAAGUGGAAAAAGAGAUCAAAAAGACUCGAAUUUGGUAUCAAAAGGUAUCACAGAGACAUAAAAGGACUGUUGAUUUUGAAGAGAGCAAGAAACUGCCCUCUUUCCAAAAUCAACAGUCCUUUAUUUAUCUGUGACACCCUUUGACACCAAAUUCGAGUCGCUUUGAUCUCUUUUUCGAUUGUUUUGUCGACUCUAACAGAGUAACGCCCUUGAAAUGCCAAUUUUUACCACCACUUUUUAGGAGACACAUCCCAAUCGCUUAUCAUGGCCGAGCCUCAAGUGUUGUCGUUUCUGGCACGGACAUUCGACGGCCAAAAGGACAAACCAAGGCUGAUACUGGUAAGUCUCAUUUCUAAACACUCAUUCUUUCAAAAUCUGGAAGAGAUUUUCCCAAAAAUAAUUUUUUUUCAGAGUCCUCGCCCACCUAUGGUCCUUCCAAAUUGCUCGACUACGAGUUGGAAAUGGCAUUUUUUGUGGGCGGAAGACCCACCGAGCUUGGCGAAACCAUUCCCAUCGAGAAAACCGAGGAUCACAUUUUCGGAAUGGUCAUAAUGAACGACUGGAGUGCGCGAGACAUCCAAAAAUGGGAAUACAUCCCGCUAGGGCCUUUCCUAGGCAAGUCCUUCGGCACAACAAUCAGUCCUUGGGUUGUUACCAUGGAGGCGUUAAAACCAUUCUUGGUCGACAACCCUAAACAAGAGCCAACUCCACUCGAAUAUCUGCGACAUAGCGAUCCCUACAGUUUCGAUAUCAAGCUGCAAGUGGCGAUUCAGCCCAAAGAUUCGAGCACAGCCCAUGCUGUCUCGAAAACUUCGUUACGUCAUCAUUACUGGACGUUGAAGCAGCAGUUGGCGCAUCACACCGUGAAUGGAUGUAAUGUGAACCCCGGGGAUUUGUUGGCUUCGGGAACCAUUUCCGGCCCCGAGGACAACGAAUACGGCUCCAUGUUGGAGUUGAGUUGGCGUGGAAGCAAGUGGAUUCAAGUGGGAGAGCAGCAAAGAAAGUUCUUGCAGGAUGGAGAUCAGGUUGUCAUGACUGGUAAGUCCUCAUUACUGGGUUAAACUUUUAUGGCUCUAAUCGACAAAAAUGCCAAAGUAGAUAGUAGAUCAAAAAGACCUCGAAUUUGUAAUCAAAAAGUAUCAAGGAGGUGUAAAAAGACUGUUGUUUUUGAAGAGAGAACAGCUUUCUCUUCUUUGCCAAUCUUUGGAUACUCAAAAAAAAGUCUCAAAAGGUAUCCUACAGAGAUAAUUUCUAAGAUACCUUUCAAGACGCUUUUUUGAGUAACAAAAGAUCGGCAAAAAAGAGAAAGCUGUUCUCUCUUCAAAACCAGCAGUCUUUUUACACCUCCGUGAUACUUUUUGAUACCAAAUAUGAAGUCUGUUCGAUCUGUUUUCAAAAUUUUUAUCUCUAGAAUCGCAUAGUUCCAGAAGCUAUUUUCUAAUUUACCAUUUUUCAGGCUACUGCGAGAAGGAUGGCGUUCGCGUGGGUUUCGGCGAAUGUCGUGGAAAAGUUCUUCCAGCCCACCCUUAG
Bursaphelenchus xylophilus (pine wood nematode) is the source of this 6088-nucleotide messenger RNA. Lineage: Eukaryota; Metazoa; Nematoda; Chromadorea; Rhabditida; Aphelenchoididae. The record is from the annotation of a GenBank genome assembly.